Molecule: messenger RNA, 2112 nt
Organism: Microcebus murinus (gray mouse lemur)
Lineage: Eukaryota; Metazoa; Chordata; Mammalia; Primates; Cheirogaleidae
Gene: RAD51AP1
Product: RAD51 associated protein 1
Biological process (GO): double-strand break repair via homologous recombination; interstrand cross-link repair
Molecular function (GO): double-stranded DNA binding; single-stranded DNA binding
Source: RefSeq, a predicted model, not a curated record
GCGAGGCCUUGGGCAGGGCGCACGCGCAGCCGCAGGGAUGGCUGGCUGGUAGUGAUUGGAAGCCUGGCGGCGGAGGGCGGGGAGCACCGGGGUCUGGUUUUGGGCGGGAACUGAAACUGCCACUGCUGCCUACAAUAUCUUGAGAGCCGCAAAUUUCUAACCUUGAAAGGGGACCAUGGUGCGACCUGUGAGACAUAAGAAACCAGUCAAUUACUCACAGUUUGAGGACUCUGACAGCGAUGAUGAUUUUGUUUCUGCAACUGUACCUUUAAACAAGAAAUCCAGAUCACGAGAGUUAAAACAAGACAACCCAAAACCUAACUUGAAGAAUCUCCAGAAUGAGGACAUCCCACUGCAAGAAAAAACCCCUAAAAAAAGAAUGGCUUUAGAUGACAAGCUCUACCAGAGAGACUUAGAAGUUGCACUAGCUUUAUCAGUGAAGGAGCUGCCAACAGUCACCGUUGAUGUGCAGAAGUCUCAAGAUAAAAGCAUUGAAGGAUGUGGCAGUAGUAAAACAGAAACAAUGAAUAAGUCUCCUCAUAUCUCUAAUUGCAGUGUGGCCAGUGAUUAUUUAGAUUUAGAUAAAAUUACUGAGGAAGAUGAUGUUCAUGGUGUUCAAGGGAAAAGAAAAGCAGCAUCUAAAGCUGUGGUACAGCAGAGGAAGAUUCUUUUGGAAGGCAGUGAUGGCAACAGUGCUGAUGACACUGAACCAGACUUUGCAACUGGUGAAGAUUCUGAGGAUGAUUCUGAUUUUGGUGAGGGUGGAGAUAAUGAUGAAGACUUCACUAUGAGAAAAAGUAAAGUUAAAGAAAUUAAAAGGAAAGAAGUGAAGAUAAAAUCCCUGGUAGAACAGAAACAGAAGAAAUCUAAAUCCAAAUGUAGUGCUUUGGUGACUUCAGUAGACUCUGCUCCAGCUGCUGUCAAAUCAGAAUCUCAGUCCUCACCCAAAAAGAUUUCUCUUUCUUCAGAGGCCUCUAGAAAGCCAUUACAAAUAUGCAGUCCUUCAGCUGAAAGCAAGAGACCUAAGUGGGUGCCACCAGCGGCAUCUGGAAGUAGCAGCAGCAACAGCAGCCCACUGGCAGGAGUGUCUGUUAAGUCUCCAAAUCAGAGUCUCCGUCUUGGCUUGUCUAGAUUAGCACGAGUUAAACCUUUGCAUCCAAGUGCCACUAUCAGCUGAGUAUGGUAGCAGAGAAAUGUUUGAUUGAGAGAAUCAGUUUUACAAGUGUGUUUAUAUUUGAGGAGGGUAUUGUAAUGUAAAGGAAUCCUUUAAUAUGUUAUAUAAAUGAUCUGUACCCAUUUUAUGAUUGUGCUCUCUGAAAGCUAUUCGAGACUUCAGUAAGAGAUUUGUUAAUGAGGAUUAUUUUAUUGUGCCAUUUCCUUCUGAAGAGCUAUUCUAUUUUCCUGUCAGUUUGACUUGGAGGAAGUCCACAUCACACGCUGUUCUUUUCUGGUAAUGUUAUAUUCCUUUCUAUUUCUUUCUGGUUUGUGGCACCUUAACUUUAACUGUUCAGAGUUUUUCUGGCAAAAGGAAACGUCCCCAUUUCUUUCAGGAGACAUUUCUGAAAUCUUAUAAGCUACUUAAGCUAUAUUGUAUUUUACUGCAGAGAUGUUUUGUAUUUUAGCCAAAUCCUUUUACAGUAAGAAUUCAGAAUUAUUUUAUACAUUCAAAUGGUUCUGUAUUAUGGCAUAUGUCUUCUACUUAAAAGUAGAUGGUUAUUCUAUAGCAAAUAGAAUUUAAUAUCAUUUUAUGAAAUCAUUCUUCAUUGUCAAAACCUUUAAUAAAAGUGGAAAAGUUUUGAAAUGCUCUUUUUCUUGAUACUAUUACAUCUACAUUUGUGUCUGAUUUUCUACAUUUCAUGAUAAAAUGAGAGCUCUGCAAAGAAUGGUAGCCUUUUUGUUGUAAAUAUAAACAGAGGGGAAGCUGUUUCUCAAGGUAAUCACUUUUUGUUAAGCUUUUGCUCUGGACAGGAGCUGUCAAGUACUUAGUCAUACCUAUCACGAUGUUAGAUAAAAUAACUUUUCAGGAAGCUUGGCUCUGAAUUUAUUGUGAAUAAAAAUAGUAAUGAAUAUUUUAUAUUUAUGGUGAGAAUUUCAACCAGUUCCUGAUUACUU